GGCCCAUGGCCCGUGUAGAUGCACAGUGUUGUGUAGCAUAUAAUAAUAGUACAAAAUAUUAGCCAAGAAGCGAUUUGUUUUCUGGUGGCCUUCCGAAAUUCUCGCACCCGUUUUGAAAUUUCUUCUCUUUGUAAACUUCAAUGGCAAGAGGACAACGUAGCCAUGGUAGCUUCUUCUUCAACCCACAGGUGAAAAUGGCCACCACUCAGAUUUCUGGCUUUUGGGAUGUGUCUUGCACUAUAAUUAACCGUAGCCCGCAAUUUUUUCGACUUUGUUCGUCAGAAGUAAUGGAUGGGCGAAGACAUUCCGUAGAUGUUCCCAUAUCGAGAACACUCGUAGCUCUUAGGAGAGUGAGGUCCCUCCGUGACCCGUCUACUCACUCCAUGAGCAAAUUGUCACCUUUGAUCGACAGUUUAGAUUGGGAAAUGAAUCCGGAUAAUUACGGUUUGGGCAGCCGAGAAUUAUAUUACGGUUCGAGACAAAAUCAAUCAGAGAUAAUUCGUGAAACUAACACGACGAUGGAAAAAAUGCUCGCCGAUCACAAUGAUGAUAGUAGUUCGUGUGACGAACGGGACGAAUUCUCGAAGCAAAACGAGAAAAGAGUAUCAGAGAUAGUUCGUGAAACUAACAUGAGGAUGAAAAAAAUGCUCGCCGAUCGUGAUAACAGAAGUUCGUGUGACGAACAGGACGAAGUCUCGAAGCAAAAUGAGAAAAGAGUAUCACAGAUAGUUCGUGAAACUAACAUGAAGAUGAAAAAAAUGCUCGCCGAUCGUGAUAACAGAAGUUCCUGUGACGAACGGGACGAAUUCUCGAAGCAAAAUGAGAAAAUAGAAGAUAAUUUCGGUGGAUCUAAGCAUUCAAAGCUUGGAAAAUCGUAUAAAUCAACAAAUGGCGAUGCUUUGAGCCGUUUGGGAAGUCCUUGCUCGUACUCUAUUGGUGAAAAGAUUGGUUUUACGGGUUCUUGUCAUCAGGGGUGCGGGAUAAGAAGCUGUUGGUCUAGGACAAAGAGAUACAGGGAAUCGAAUCUCGUUAGUUAUGACAAUGAUGUUCUUGAAGAGCAGCCUCUUCUUCUAACCGGAGAAAGUCCAUAUAUAGAAAGUCCUACAAACCUCUGUCAAAAGUACAUGCCGAAAUCAUUUUCCGACUUGGUCGGGCAAAGCUUUGUGGCAACUUCUCUUCUGAAUUCGAUCUCCAAUAAGCAGAUAAGCUCUCUGUACAUCUUUCACGGGCCGCGCGGCACUGGAAAAACAUCGGCCUCGAGACUAUUCGCCGCUUCUUUAAACUGUCACUCGCGGAACAUCAUCUCGAACGAGCCUUGCAGCUCGUGUCACGAGUGCAGCUUGCUUUUCUCGGGAAGGAGUCGGGAUUUUCAAGAGCUCGACCCCUUAAGAAUCAACAAAAUCGGACGGCGUAAAUCAAAUGUGUUAAGCAUGUGGGCCCCACCGGUUUCUUCUAGUUUCAAAGUUUACGUUUUGGACGAGUGCCAUCUCUUGCGUGGGGAGACGUGGGCAGAUUUGCUGAGCUGGCUUGACGGGCUCCCGAGGAAUAAUGUCAUUUUAGUAAUGCUGACACCUAAUCUCGAUAAAGUCCCCUGUAGUGUGGUGUCUAGGUCUCGAGUGCACCGUUUUCAGAGAGUUAAGGAAGCUGAUAUUGUGGGCCAUUUGAGAAAAAUAUGUGUCGAGGAAGGUAUCGAGUUCGAGGAGGAUGCUUUGAGUUUCGUAGCGAAUAAAUCCGGUGGUUCGGUUCGGGAUUCGGUUAUGAUGCUCGAUCAGCUGAGUUUGCUCGGGAAGAAGAUAACCGUGUCUUUAGUUUGUGAAGUGCUGUGUUUGCUGACACAGAAUGGAGUUGUCUCUAAUGACGAGCUGCUCGAUUUACUCUAUCUAGCAUUGUCUUCUGAUGCUUCGAGGACUGUGAAAAGGGCUCGAGAGCUAAUGAGAUCAAGAACCGAGCCUUUGCAACUCGUGUCUCAGCUGGCGAAUCUCAUAAUGGACAUUCUUGCCGGAAAAUUUCCAGACAGUGCUUCUUCGGAUGUCACAAGGAAGCUUUUCGGAAUGGAUAAUUCCGAAGCCGACAUGCAUCAACUCAGUCACGCGUUAAAAAUACUUUCACAAACCGAGAAACAGUUGAGAACGUCUAAAAAUCAGACGACAUGGCUCACCGUGGCUCUUUUACAGCUUAGCUCUUCCCAUAAUGACUCGACUGAUUCACGGUUAAGCAUGAGAACGUUAAACCCGCCAGAGGGUGAAUUUCACAGCACAUCAUCGACUUGGGAGAGCUUGAAGUGCUCUGUUGCAUGCGCUUGUGACGAGGAUGAAUCCGAAAAAAAUCGAACAAAUGACGAUAAAGAAACUUUCGAGUUGAUCUGGUCAAGAGCCGUUGAUAUUUGCACACCUCGUUCUUUCAGGAAGUUCCUCCGAAAACGUGGGAAUUUGGUCGAUAUUCGUCUCGUGCAUGGUACAACAGUAGCCGAAUUGGAAUUUAACCAUCCGGAUUACGUGUCGAAAGCUGAAAAAUCAUGGAAAGUGAUAGCAAGUGCACUUCAGCUUGUUCUUGGCUAUAACGUCGAGCUAAGAAUAAACCUCGCAAAUAAUGAAACAAAUAAGCAUUCCACCAAGUCGAAAGGGCCGUACUUCGGCUUGUUCAAUUGCUCACGAAAAGUGCAUCUCAAAAACAAAAAGUCUCCCUCAUCCGAAGAAUGUAAAAGUAGUAGUAACAAUAAUAAUAAUACUUCAGAAAACUCUGAUCCGACUAAUACAAACUUAACGAGGGAUAAAUAUGUCGAAACGUGUUCUUCCGAGUACGAGUCCCGAGCAGCGAACCCAUGUUGUCAUGGAAAGGAGCUGUUCAAGACCAUUAGGGGCAAAGAUGGAAAUGCACUUAGCAUUGGGAUGAUUAGCACGCCCAGAAAAGUCUGCCUGAAUUCAGUCAGAACCGAGCCCAAAAGUAAAAACGGGUAUGUUUUCAGCCCCUUAUCCUGUACAUUAAUCGAAAAAACUUCAAAACAGUGAUAAUAAUGUUAGUCGUAUUAAAGUAUUGUUGCGAAACAAUGAUUUUGUGGGUACAUAACUUUCAAAGACUCAAGCUUUUCUUUCUUUUUUUUCCUUUGCUUCAGCUG
Molecule: messenger RNA, 3115 nt
Organism: Striga asiatica
Lineage: Eukaryota; Viridiplantae; Streptophyta; Magnoliopsida; Lamiales; Orobanchaceae
Source: the annotation of a GenBank genome assembly